Balaenoptera ricei (Rice's whale) is the source of this 1080-nucleotide messenger RNA. RefSeq names its product mediator complex subunit 30 (gene MED30). Gene Ontology annotation, biological process: positive regulation of DNA-templated transcription. The transcript is spliced from 5 exons. Gene Ontology annotation, molecular function: transcription coregulator activity. The coding region runs from base 154 to 966 and encodes 270 amino acids. The record is from RefSeq and is a predicted model, not a curated record. Gene Ontology annotation, cellular component: mediator complex. Lineage: Eukaryota; Metazoa; Chordata; Mammalia; Artiodactyla; Balaenopteridae.
UCACGGUGGCGGAAGUCGCGGCAGCUGUGUUUAAAUCAGACCGCCCGAGUCUUGGAAGCUUCUGCUCGCGCCGAGGCCAGCGACCGCCGAGCGUCGGGCGGACGUCCUGACGCCUACUCUGCAGCCCUGCUGACCUGACGCCGCUGCCACGCCAUGUCCACCCCUCCGUUGGCGGCGUCGGGGAUGGCGCCCGGGCCCUUCGCCGGGCCCCAGGCCCAGCAGGCGGCCCGGGAGGUCAACACCGCAUCGCUCUGCCGGAUCGGGCAGGAGACGGUCCAGGACAUCGUGUACCGCACCAUGGAGAUCUUCCAGCUCCUGAGGAACAUGCAGCUGCCAAACGGUGUCACUUACCAUACUGGAACAUAUCAAGACCGCUUAGCAAAGCUACAGGAUCAUCUUCGCCAACUCUCUAUUCUCUUCAGGAAGCUGAGAUUGGUCUAUGAUAAAUGCAAUGAAAACUGCGGCGGGAUGGAUCCCAUUCCAGUAGAGCAACUUAUUCCAUACGUGGAAGAAGAUGGCUCAAAGAAUGAUGACCGGGCCGGCCCACCUCGUUUUGCUAGUGAAGAGAGGCGAGAAAUUGCUGAAGUCAAUAAAGUCCAUCUCCCCAGUUCCAGAAGAAAACGUCUCUCUCUGCAGUCCCUGGUGUCACCUGAAAACCAAAAUAAGGAUUCUUCACUCUCACCGAUGCCAUCCAGCACUGUAAAACGUACUGCCAGCAAGACAUACUGCAGCUUGUCAUGGCCAAGACGACACGACGGCUCCCCAAAGAUGGAGCGUUUUCUGACUUUCCUCCUGUCACCUUCUCCUCUUGCUAUGGGAAAGGAAUCAGAUGGGAGGAAAGGAGUAAUAACUGCCAGGUUAUCCUCAGUAAGUACCAGCCUCACAGUUCCCUAUAGCCUGGGCACCACAGCUACAUUCUCUACCUCUCUGUACCUCCAUUUAUUCCACCUUAAAUGGACAUCAUAAAGAGUAUGUAAAUUCUGGUUUGUGGCGAGGAUUACCUGUGUUAAUGUAUGCAAAGCCAUUCAGUAAACAUUUACUAUCAUUAUCAUUACUUCCUAAACUGGAGUAGAUAACGAG